AACGCGUCGCGUAAUGUGACGUGUCACAGAGUAUGUAACCAGGAAGAUUGAGCUAAACUUCAUCAUGCUAACAGGAGAUACCAACGAUGAAGACGUGUCUCUGUUUGAUGCCGAGGAGGACACAGGGAAAAGGUCAAAGAAGAACAUCAAGCAUCCUGUGGCAUCCUUUUUCCACCUCUUCUUCAGAGUCAGCGCUACGCUUGUCUACCUGCUCUGUGAGCUCGUCAGCGGCAGUUUCAUCGCCUCCAUGGUCACAAUCAUCCUUCUGCUCUCCUGUGACUUCUGGACUGUAAAGAACAUCACAGGCAGGUUGAUGGUUGGUCUGCGGUGGUGGAAUCAGGUGGAUGAUGACGGGAAAAGCCGCUGGGUGUUUGAGUCGCGGAAGGGUACUGGGAAGCAGCAAGCGUCGGAUUCAGAGUCCCGAAUUUUCUGGCUUGGACUGAUAGUUUGCCCGGUCAUCUGGGGAAUCUUCGCCUUUAGCACACUAUUUUCAUUUAAGAUUAAAUGGAUGCCUGUAGUGAUCAUGGGUUUGGUGCUGCAAGGAGCUAACCUGUACGGAUAUGUGCGGUGUAAAGUGGGAGCAAAGACCAGCCUAAAGAACAUGGCCACUAAUUAUUUUGGCCGACAGUUCCUGAAACAGACGCUGUCUAAAGAAGAGGAAUCAUAGAGUUUUGCACAUCUGCAAUUUUCCUAAUCUCAUAGAAUAAGUAGAGACAGGAAUCUUUCCCACAUGGACUAAAGACAUUGGUUUUGUUUUUAAUUUAAUGUUCAAAUCCUCUGAGUUAUUUUCAUGUUUUAUUCAGAGGUUUUGGUUGCUGUUUUCCAGUAACUCAACCUGCGCAAUAAGCACUCUUUACUAACAUCUCAGACAUGAGUGACAAAAGCCUGCAAUGUUAACCUGACUAGUUUGUGUUGUAGUCUCAUAAAUAUAUCUUUAGUUUGUGUUUUCAUUUCUUUUUUUCAAUAAUUUAAUGCAACUUUGAGCAUCUUUUCAGAUGCUUUGUAAGGAAGUUUUCUUGCACAACAGGCUGUGUAACGUAUUCCUUGUAAAUAUGUAAGUAAAACAAACUAUGUGGAAUAUUUUGUGUAAAUGCAUUUGGGACUUUU
Messenger RNA from Xiphophorus maculatus (southern platyfish), 1107 nucleotides. RefSeq names its product Golgi apparatus membrane protein TVP23 homolog B-like (gene tvp23b). Gene Ontology annotation, cellular component: Golgi membrane. The transcript has 7 exons. The coding region runs from base 65 to 667 and encodes 200 amino acids. The record is from RefSeq and is a predicted model, not a curated record. NCBI's taxonomy places the organism in Eukaryota, Metazoa, Chordata, Actinopteri, Cyprinodontiformes, Poeciliidae. Gene Ontology annotation, biological process: vesicle-mediated transport; protein secretion.